UCCCAGACCGGGUGGUGGUGGGGGGGACCACUUCCAAACAGAGAGAGAGAGACUCGCCAUCCACUAAGUCAACCGUUCGGUCGCAACCAGAGGUCUUCAACAUGGAUAAUCAUUCCUACAACUUUCCAUCCGACUGCACCCCGCUCACAAACUGCAAGUCGGCCCGCAAGUCAGCGGGUUCCACCGUGGUGAACAUGGGCAACGCGGGGAAGAACCCGCCCCGGGACUACCUGCUCUGGUCGCUCUGCAACACCUUUUAUGUCAACUUCUGCUGCUUGGGCUUCAUGGCACUCAUCUACUCCAUCAAGGCCCGGGACCAGAAGACUCUGGGGAACCUGCAGCUGGCUCAGGAGUGUUCAGACAAGGCCAAAUGGUACAACAUCCUGGCCGCCGGCUGGAACCUGCUGAUCCCUCUGCUGGCCGUCGUCCUGAUCGUCCUCCUGCUUGUCCACCUCGGCUCCUCUCAGGGUUCCUUCGAUUUCCUGGGAGAGGACGGUUUCCAAAACUUCCUCAAGUUGUUCAGCUGGUAGAUAAAGGAGGGAAAAAACAAAAUGUUCGAUUGGAUUCAGAAGACGAUGACAGACGUUAGAAUUAGUCGACGUCUAAAUGUUUGUUUUCGACUUGUCCUAUGCAGAUGUGUUAAAACUUCUGCUCGCCAUCUGAAUUAACUGUAACACUGAUAACUUAUUUUAGUAGUAUUAGCAUCUUUCUGCCAAAAAUUUGAUAAAUACAAAAACGUCAAGGCGGAUUUAAGCAGUAUUUUCAAAACAGUGCCAUGAAUGUGACUUACAUCUGAGCUGAUGCUAGCAUGAAAAGGAAAAAAAGGGAAAAACUUUAGAGCAUGCUGAUGUUUUAUGUUGGGAGCCAAAGGCUGAAAUGGCCUGAAAGACGAAAUGAAGGAAUGAAAGAAAAACAUUACAGGGACAGUUUGCAUUUUUUGAAGUAAAGUAAUUUAAAAUUAUUAUAAGUACGUGUAGUAAAAGAUGUGAUAUCACAGCGAGUUUGGUGAAGCUAGCUGUUAGCAGUGGUAUGCUAAAAGCUCGUCACUAAACAGCAUUUUAGCUAGUUUCAGCAGGUUACCAUCCCAUCCACACAGAACAGUUUUUUUUUGCUAAAAGAGAAAAGUUUUAAACAAUUUUUGCUCUAUGUCUACACGGAGACGCCGUUUUGGGCGCCCUAAAUGUUUUCGGUUUUUUUAAACAGGUUCCAGAGUAAAAAAUUCACUCUCAUGUAUUUGGACAACGAAAACAUAUUUAUUGUGAAAUCUCCGACAUGUUAGACUACAAUCUAGCCUCAAACAUAUCAAAUGCGACAAUGGAAGAUUACAUAUUCCACAAAAGACUUCACUUGCAUUCGUAUUUUUGUGGCAGCUUUACACACGUCCCACUGUGCUUGUUUAGCACCACCCACAGGUCAGGAGGAGUCAAAAAUGAGGCUAUUCCCUCUCUCUGAAGAUGGGUUCACACUUGAGUGUGAACCCAAGUGUUUUCGAUAACAACCCGUUUUAGAAGAAAAUUGUUCCUGUGUUGUUGAGAUCUAAAACAACUCUAACUGAAAAUGUGCUGUGGUUGUGGUACGUACUAAUAUGUCAGAAGAUAUUGUCUACAUUUCAUAAGUUUGUCAGUGUCUUCUCAGCUAGACAAUGUCCAUGUAGCUACGCUAAAACUACGUCAUUGGAUGCCACUGCACAAAACCUAAAGAAAUCCUAAGGUUUUUUAAAGGCUACGUCAUGGCCAGUCACAAAAUUCAGCUUCUCUGCUUUAUUUUUGGUAUUUAUUGUAUUUAUGUGAAGUACAAUUUGAUCGGUUGUUGUAACCGUCGUUGGUCAGGAUAGAUUGAGAUUGAGAAAUGAAAUAAACAAACAAACGUGGAGCCAAAGUUUACAACAGACAAUGAAUUCGUUUUCACCUUCUAGCAUUUCUCACAUUACUUUAUACUUCUCUUUUCAUCACUUUAUAAGUUUUUUUUUUGUUUGGUGCUUUGAAGAUUUUUCUGUUGUAUCUCCUUAUUGUUUUCAAUCUAUGAAAUAAAUAAAUCAGACUGUAUGUUAGCACAGUA
This is a messenger RNA of Poecilia reticulata (guppy), 2058 nucleotides long. RefSeq names its product interferon-induced transmembrane protein 5-like. The record is from RefSeq and is a predicted model, not a curated record. Gene Ontology annotation, cellular component: plasma membrane. Lineage: Eukaryota; Metazoa; Chordata; Actinopteri; Cyprinodontiformes; Poeciliidae.